Raphanus sativus (radish) is the source of this 1437-nucleotide messenger RNA. RefSeq lists its product as uncharacterized. NCBI's taxonomy places the organism in Eukaryota, Viridiplantae, Streptophyta, Magnoliopsida, Brassicales, Brassicaceae. The record is from RefSeq and is a predicted model, not a curated record. The transcript has 10 exons. Bases 1 to 1437 code for a protein of 478 amino acids.
AUGGUAUGGGAUUUUGUGGUGUUUACUGUGGAUACAGAAUUCUGGUUUGGUACAAAGGGCGGUAAAAUUCACGCCAGUUGCAAAAAGACUCAGAUGUUUCGUAUUCAACGAAAUCUCCCUCUUGGUGAGUGGAGAUUCAUUGAAAACUUCAAGGUUUCAGGUUCAAGUGGUAAAUUUCGCCCAACACCGCUGCCUUACAAAAUAACUUUCACGACUGACACUGUCGUAGGGCGGUCAGUGUUUGAGGACGAUGAUCCUUAUCUUAAUCUUGUGAGUUAUGAAAACCUUGGUGGACAAGGGUCAGAUGCAAACGUCCUCAUCGAUAUCAUUGGUGAAGUUUUCAAUCUUGGUGGAAUACAAAUCAUCCAAGUUAAUGGAAAAGACCGAAAGAGACUUCACUUUCGUUUACGCGACACUAAUGGUCAUGAUGUGAGGUGUUGCUUGUGGGGGAAAUAUGCAGAACAAUUUGAGCCGUUUAUUGAUGAUAACAAUGUUGAAAACAUAAUCUGCUUGAUUAGAUUUGCUAAGAUCAGCUUCUACCAAGGUGAGGUACAGAUCACUAAUGCAUUUGAUGCUUCACUUGUAAUCCUCAACCCAACCAUGAAGGAAGCCAUCGAGUUCAAAGAGGCACUGUUGCAAGUUGAUCUUCCUCUUGCUAUUGAGGGUAAAAAUAGUGACAAUCAAGUGAUUAAGCACCAAAAAACAGAUUGGGAUGAUGUUCAAAUCCGAUCCAUUGCUGAGAUAUUGGUGGCAAUUCAGGUUGAGAGUUGCAAAAUAAUAUGUUCAAUUGAAUCUGUCGAUACAGAUUGGGGUUGGUUCUACUUUGGAUGUUCUGGCGACGGUAGACGUGUCAUUAAGAUUCGUGGUAAUGAGUUGUCUCAAAACGGUAAACCAUUGUGGUAUUGCGAUAAAUGUAGAUCAAAUGUCACAAAGGUUGAACCAAAGUAUAAGCUGCAUUUGAAUGUUAAAGAUGACAGUGGUUCAUGCAAAUUGAUGAUGCUUGACACUAUUGCCAAUGUCAUUGUUGGUACUGAGGCUGUUGAACUUUGGGAUGGUUCAUAUGAUGAGAUUGAAGAUCCUGAAAUAAUACCCCCAGCUCUGCAGGUUUUAGUUGGAAAGUCUUUUUGUUUUGGUAUUUCAAUUGCCUUAGGAAAUUUGGAUAGUGGAUCAAACACUUUCUUUGUUUCCCAAGUAUGGACUGGUGAUGAUCAGCCUAAAAUCGAGACUCAAUCUGAACCUGUUUCGGCUUUAGACACCAAUUCGAGCACCCUGUCCAGUGGAGAGGUUCUUAUGCUUAAGCCAAACUCAGAAAGUUCAUCUGAAGGAUUUACCACACCAACUGUCAAGCGCAAGGAAGAGGAUGCUGAGCUGAAAGACAUUACUUCUACAUCUAAGAAGUUGUGCAUUAAGCCAGUGAAGUUGGAGAAGACUAAGUGA